AUGACAGUGACAACAAGAAAUGCAUCAAUAGCACGAAAUAUUUGGAAAGCAUGGCGAUCAUCAGUCGGCGAAGGAUUUGCAGAUUAUUAUAAGAAAUUUAUUGAAUUAACCAACAAGGGUGCAGCAUUAAAUGGUUUCACCAGUGCUGGAUCAAUGUGGAGAAAUCAAUUCGAAAAUCGAUCCACUCGAAAAUCGAAUAACUCUGCCUCUGUCAAUGAAACUUUCGAUCUUUUAAAUGAAAUUCAACGGAUUUAUGAGCAGAUAUUACCCAUAACAAAACUUUUCCUUAAUAAUAUAUUCUCAAAGGAUUAUUGUAACAAUAUUCUUACAAAUAAAUGGCUGCAUGCUUUCGUGCGAUGGAAACUUGUUGCAAUAUAUGGCUUAGAAAAUGUCAAAGAGAUGAACAAAGAUGGACCAAUACCAUCGCAUUUGCUAAGUAAAAAAAUUCCGAGAAGUUUGACCGGUCAAAGGUGGACAGCACUCUAUCAAGAUGUAAAGCCUUUCAAUAAGGAUGAAAAUCUCUCGGAGCUAGUGUCAGAUGAACUUCGUAAGAAAAACUAUACGGCUAAAAAGCUAUUUACUCAAGCAUAUACAUUUUUCAAAAAACUCGGAUUCGGUAAACUUCCAAAAAAUUUUUGGACUGAUUCAGUUUUUGAGCGAUCUUGGUCAAAAGAUAUGCUUUGCAAUCCACCGAAUGCUUAUGACAUGAGAAAUGGUAUUGAUUAUAGAAUACGAGCAUGCGUUCAAAUAUCAGAAACAGAUUUCAAAUUGGCUCAUAAAUUGGUUGCUCACUUGUAUUACCAGUAUCUUUAUCGUGAUCAACCUAUAUCAUUCCAAGAUGCUCCAGAGGAAACAUUAUUAAUGGCCUUCGCUGAUGUCUUCGAAAUGCUUGCGGGUGAUACUGGUUAUUUAAUCACUCUGUGGUCGAAUUUCGAUAGCCGUUUAGAUCUUCUACCACCUAAAACUGCCCAGUUUGAAUCAUUGCAUAUUAAUCACCUUUUUAAUGAAGCUCUCAAAGAUUUCGUACAAUUGCCUUUCGACCUUGUGGCCGAUCUGUGGCGGUUUAAAAUUUUCGAUGGCAAAAUAUCUAUUAAGGAUAGCAAUGCGGAAUGGUGGAGAUUAAGUGAGUUUUAUCAAGGAAUUAAAAGAAUAGUAAUGCCAGAAAGCAAUGAUUUUGACGCGAUUGCUAUUCCAUCAAUUGCUCAAACCCAGUGGGUCACCACGCGUCAUUUCAUUUCUUAUAUAACAAAAUUUCAAAUUCGAAGGUCGAUCUGCUCGAAUAGCUUAAGAUUGAAUGAAGGUUGUCAAAUCGAUAAAAAGAAAGUAAACGUUAUGCGGAAUGUAAUGUCUCAAGGAUCUGCUAUAAACUGGCUUGAAGCUAUCAGGAGCAUUACAGGAUCAAAUGAACUCGAUGCCACUCCACUUCUUGAAUAUUAUGAACCGCUCAUUGUUUGGCUGAGUAAUACGAUCGAAGCUAAGGGAAUUUACGUUGGAUGGGAUGGACCUGGAAUUCCUUUCAUUGAGUCCGAAAUUCCUCAAAAAACUUCGAAUAAUUCCGAUUUAGAUUUAGAUCCACUGUUGGCUUCAGAUCAAGUAGCUUAUCCAGGCGAAAACUGUUCAGAUGGCCAGGAAUGCAUUCUUGAUUCAAUAUGUAUGAAUGGAUUGUGCGAAUGUAAACAAGGACUAUAUACAUUAAAAAUUGCUACCACACAUAACUGCGUAGUUGGCAAUCCUACAGAUGCUGGCUUUGGCGAAAUGCAAGGUGGACUGGUUAUUGGUUUAUUCCCGAAUGAUAAUGCAUCAUUAUCGACCCCCAACAUUACAUCUGAACCAGAACCAGAACCAAUAUCAAAAUUAAGUGCAAGGAAUUCAAUUUGGCAAAAAGUUUCAUUAAGGACUCCUUAUUAG
Molecule: messenger RNA, 1908 nt
Organism: Dracunculus medinensis (Guinea worm)
Lineage: Eukaryota; Metazoa; Nematoda; Chromadorea; Rhabditida; Dracunculidae
Source: the annotation of a GenBank genome assembly